AUGUCUCUCACCUUCAGAAAAGCAACACCACUCGACAUCCCCCCUCUCCUCUCCCUCAUAGUCUCCGCCUACCGCGGCGAAUCCUCCCGCGCAGGCUGGACAACAGAAGCCGACCUCCUCGCCGACGAGCGCAUAUCCCCCACUGCCCUCCACGCAAAGAUCACCGACCCCUCAGGCCUAGUCCUUCUAGCAUUCAACUCCACUUCAGCAUCAUCCACAGGCACAUCAACACCAGAAUCCGACACCGAGACCAAUCCCUCCGGACUGGUGGCAUGCUGCGAAAUCGUAAGAAAGGAUGAUGAGCGCGCAUACUUUGGCCUCUUUGCUGUAUCGCCCAAGUUGCAGGCUGGUGGAAUUGGACGACAGGUGCUGCAGAAGGCUGAGGAGCAUGCAAAGAGGGAGUGGGGGACUAAGAUUAUGACUAUGUGUGUUAUUUGGACGAGGGAGGAGUUGAUUGCUUGGUAUAUUCGACGGGGGUAUGCUCGGACUGGUGAGAAGAGUCCUUUUCCUUAUGCGGAGCUUUAUAAUGGGAAGGCUUUGAGGGAUGAUUUGUACUUUGAUCAUUUUGAGAAGGUGUUGUAA
Molecule: messenger RNA, 582 nt
Organism: Fusarium coffeatum
Lineage: Eukaryota; Fungi; Ascomycota; Sordariomycetes; Hypocreales; Nectriaceae
Exons: 1
Coding region: 1-582 (193 amino acids)
Molecular function (GO): acyltransferase activity, transferring groups other than amino-acyl groups
Source: RefSeq, a predicted model, not a curated record